CGGUCUUACUGCAAAGAAGUAAACAAAUUUCAAAGUUUAAACAACAAAUAUGAGCUACAUACAAUUUGAGAGUGGCAGGGAAAAGGACAAGGCCCGACAGGAGCUGCGGAACGCCCGCGCCGAGAUGCUCCAGCAGGCCAAGGAGCGGGCCGAGCUCCGGGAGCAGCGGGAACGGCAAAAGGAACUGCGCGGCGAGGCCGACUGGAUGCUGCCCGCAGUGGCCAAGAAGCUGGAGAAGUCCGCUGCGCCAAAGAAGUCAAAGAAGAAGCGGGACAAGCACAAAUCAAAGUCCAAGUCCUCGAAGGUCAGAAAGUCCUCGAAGAAAAGCAAGAAACGUCACAAGAAGAGCAGCAGCAGCGAGAGCAGCGACAGUGAAGCCUCCGAUUCCAGCACCAGUUCCAGCUCAUCCGCGUCCAGUGAGGAGCAAAGGAGACGCAAGAAGAAGAAGUCCAAGUCGAAGCGAAACCGCAAAGAUGAAAGCAGUGAGGAGGAGUGGGUGGAGCGGAGUGCCCCCGUAGCGGAAAGGCCUCCCGAGGAGUCGAAAUCCCUACAACGCGACAGCUGGAUGACCAGCGAGGCCCUUGUGCUGAAAACCUUCUCCAAAGAACGCAAGGAGCCGGCCAAGCCCAACGAGAAACUGCAGCAAAUCGACGCCUACGAUCCGGCCAAAAGCGGGCGCGAGUUGAAUCCCUACUGGAAGAGCAACGGGACGGGCCUGCCUGGCUUCCAGAGGCCCCAGGCCGACGAUGACGACGACAGGCCAACCCGGAAGCAUUUGCUUCCCCCCGCACAGAGUACCGCCUCGCGCGGCUGGCGAAAAGCUACAGCCAAGGUUCCCAGUCCAGAAAGCAGAAGAAGGAGCAGAUCUCCCUCAAAAAGUGCCUCUUCAGCGGAGGAGGAGGCGGUGGAGCCGGAUGAGCCUGAAGAGAAAGCUAGCCCAGGUUGCCUCACGGACGAGCAAAUCAACGAGCUCGCCGGAAAGGCCAUCAAGGCGGAGCUCAAGGGCAAGACAGAGCUGGCAGCUGAACUAAACCAGCAGCUUGAGGCUGCCCGCAAGGCAAGGGUGGAGUUCAUUGCCUCCGGCAAAUCAAUAACGAACAGAAAGCCAUCGAAGGCCAAGAGCUCUGCUCCAGAGCAUGUGCUGCUGACCAAGACGGAUCAGAGUGGGAAUGUGCGUCCCCUGGUGCAGGCCAAGGCGACGACGGCGGCGCCCAGCGAUCCUCGCGAUUUGUACGGUGGGCGUAGGGGCCAGAAGCGCAGUAGCAGCAAGAAGGUGGACACGCACGUGGACGGACAGCGGGUGCGAUACUUUGCCGACGACGACCGCUACGACAUCAAGCAGAUGUUCGAACGGGAGAAGCAUGCCACGGCCGCCGAGUCCAACCUGCAGUACGCCGACAUUCUGUCCAAGCACAAGAAUCCCAACGACGAUCUGGAGGAUAUAUUUGCCGACAGGGUGCGGAAAAACAUUUCGGCUGGCGAUGCCGAGCAGCGGGAGCUGCAGAGCGCCAUUCGGGAGCACGAGAAGCUGGCAGCCAGUUUGGAGAACUGCGAACGCUGCUUCGACUCCGCUAAGCUGGACAAGCAGUUGCUGGUGUCAAUGGGCGAGAAGAUCUACCUCAGUUUGCCCUGGUACGUGGGCCUGCAGGGCGGUCACUGCAUUCUAACGACCCUGCAGCACGUGUCCUGCUGCACGCAGCUGGACGAGGAUGCCUGGGAGGAGCUGAGCAGCUUCCGCAAGGCACUCACCCGCAUGUUUGCCGCCCGGAACCAGGAUGUCGUCUUCUAUGAGAUCGCCAAUAAGCUUCAUCGUCGUCCCCAUGUCAGCGUCCACUGCAUUCCCAUUCCCGCCAGCAAGGGCGAGAUGGCACCUUUUUACUUCAAGAAGGCCAUCGAGGAGUCGGAGCAGGAGUGGUGCAUCAACAAGCAGCUGGUUUCGCUGCGCCAAAAAUCGCUGCGCGCGGCCAUACCCAAGGGUCUGCCCUACGUCUGGGUGCACUUUGGCAUGGACUCGGGAUUUGCGCACGUGAUCGAGGACCAAGACCGCUUCCCCGCUAACUUUGCCCAGGAAAUAAUUGGCGGAAUGCUGGAGCUAAAUCCAAAUGCUUGGCGCAAGCCGCGAAAGGAGCAAAACCCCAUUGGCAAGGUCAAGUCGUUUGCCGAGAACUGGAAGAAAUUUGACUGUACGGAGCAGUGAACUUCCUGCCCCAGGGGUUUUCCACCCUUUCUGUAAUGGAAAGCACCUUGCCCAAAGCUUUAAAACUAAAGCCAAAUCAAAAAUGCACAGAAAUAAUUGGAAAAUCUGGCUCACAUUUAUUAGUGGACACACCGCAACAAGUGGCUUGGUGGUUGGCUUCCUCUUCCUUAUCAACUAACGUGUGUGUUCAUGCACUUCAACAUUGAAUUGUGAAUGGAAUUUUGUUUGAACAUUUGCAAUACGCUUUCACAUGCCGAGUAUUUGCACGUAAAAAUGGUGUGUAAGAAGGACAUUCGCUGAAUGCACAUAGUUUCGUUCAUCUAUAUAUAUGUAUAUUUAUAUUAGGCAUGUUAACUAAACGAAAAAAAAAUCGAUUUGAUGUAUGCUAGAAUUGGA
Molecule: messenger RNA, 2593 nt
Organism: Drosophila kikkawai
Lineage: Eukaryota; Metazoa; Arthropoda; Insecta; Diptera; Drosophilidae
Product: CWF19-like protein 2 homolog
Biological process (GO): mRNA splicing, via spliceosome
Cellular component (GO): post-mRNA release spliceosomal complex
Source: RefSeq, a predicted model, not a curated record